Messenger RNA from Uranotaenia lowii, 1903 nucleotides. Its product is annotated as lipase 3-like. The transcript is spliced from 3 exons. NCBI's taxonomy places the organism in Eukaryota, Metazoa, Arthropoda, Insecta, Diptera, Culicidae. Bases 60 to 1025 code for a protein of 321 amino acids. The record is from RefSeq and is a predicted model, not a curated record. Gene Ontology annotation, biological process: lipid metabolic process.
UAGCCACGUCGAUUUAGUAGUAAUCAUUUGAACGCGGAGGUGAUACGAUCCUAGUAGAAAUGUACUCAAUCAGUGUUCUUGUGUCAGUUGUGUUUGGUGCAAUCGCUGCGAGUGCCUUUAUUGUCACACAAACUUUAGAUUUCGCGGUUGAUUCUUCAGAUGCCCAGUUAACAACUGUAGAAUUGAUUUCCAAAUACGGCUACCAGGCUGAGAUCCACCAAGUUCAAACGGAAGAUGGUUAUCUGUUGGAGAUGCAUCGUGUAUCCGGAAAUAGUCGAGCUGCAGCUGAUCCAAAUCGACCACCGGUGUUUUUGAUGCAUGGUUUGUUAGCUUCUUCCGCUGAUUUUGUUUUGGUUGGGCCCAGUCAUGCUCUGGUUUAUCAGCUCAGUGAUCUUGGCUACGACGUUUGGCUUGGAAAUGCUCGCGGUAACAGAUAUUCAAGGAAACAUGUCAACUUGACGGCGAAUAUGAAUCAGUUCUGGAACUUUUCUUGGCAUGAGAUUGGAAUCUACGAUCUACCGGCUAUGAUUGAUUACGUACUGAGUUACACUGGAAAACAAAAGCUGCAUUAUCUCGGCCAUUCGCAAGGAACAACCUCUUUCUUCGUAAUGACUUCGAUGAAACCAGAAUACAAUGACAAAAUUGUACUUAUGCAAGCAAUGGCUCCCGUUGCAUUUAUGGAACAUAUGAGCAGUCCCCUGCUGAAGUUUUUCGUAGACAAUCUGCCGAUGAUUUCGACCAUCAUCGACCUUUUCGGGAUGGGCGAGUUCCAACCACUUCCCAGUGUCCUGGUAGAACUGGCUAAAUAUAUUUGUCCAUCGUCGCAGAGCAAUAACCUUUGUGUUAAUGUGCUCUUCCAGCUGACCGGUGAUGAUCCAGAUCAAAUUGACCCCGAAAUCCAAGUUGUAUCUGCGAAAAAGAUUCUUAUCUACAAACAAGUGUUCCGACCAGCGAUUAUGUAUGCAGUUCCGAUUUGGUCUAGCCUAGGGUUACCAGAUCCCACAGCACGAAAAAGAGUACAUUGAUAUCAUUUAUACAAAAAGUCAGGAGAAACGAAUAAAUUCCGGAUUUUUGAGCUCCCAGCCAUCAGGUUGAUAAAAAAAAUAACAUGAUCCAUUUAAUUAUCAAGCUUUGCGCCCGGAAGGUAUGCAAAACAGUAGGAAAACGAUGUACAUAUUUCGUACUAUCAGAGAAAACCCCGACUUCCUUGAAUAUGCGGGGUUCUACUGUAAUUAGAAACCGAGAUAUCUCAAUUCAAUCAAAUUCUUUCAAUUUGUUGAGGUUAUGCAAAAGUUGAUUAUUCGAAAAGAUAGCAGUAUAAAACGUUAUAAAAGAAUAUAAAUUUCCAUUAUUUUUAUUGACGCGUACAUUUCCUUUACACUCAUUAUUUGAGAUUUGUGCGCAUAUAAGCAUACUACCUAAACUUUGAUUACUGUUUGCAUACUCAAAGGCGCUUUUAUUACGAUCAUAUAUGCAUGAUAAUGAAAACAAGAUGUUAAAGUAGGUAAUUUGUUGUGAGCUGUUAUCCCUUUCGUAGUUUUUGCAUAAAAUAUUAUACAACCUCAUAAAAUGAAAGAUAUACAUAAGUUUUUCUGAUAAAAUGUCUUUCAACAAAAAAAAACAGUACAUUUGGUGAAAUUUCACAAAAAGAAGAGUACGCCCAUUUCUCGAUCGAAAAAGAGUACAUGUACUCUUAAAAGAGUACGUAUGGUAACCCUAGUCUAGCCGCUGCGCGACGAGGAAGAAAGCCAUCCAGAGGAUUCAGAAAAAGGUUCUGAAAAUGAUUUUGCCAACAAAAUCAUCUCCAACUUCAGAGGAAAAUCGAUGCAGUCUUCCAUCGCAGAGAUUCGUUCUCUUCACAAUUAGUUUAAUUUUAGGAUAGAUUUUAAUUUUAGGUUUAAAA